AACGCGCCGCGGCAGCCAUGUUGGACGCGGCCAGCACAGGGGCCGGCACCAGGGGGUUAUCGAAGCAGCUGUCACGAUGCUGGGGUCCCUGGUGUUGAGAACAGCGCCGGCGCCCCGGCUCCUCCUCCAGCUGCUUAGGUCCCCAUCGCUGCGGAGAAAUGGAAGUGCCUCCGGCCAGACUGUAACCACCGCGGGCCGCGGGGAGCCGCAAUGGCUGAGGGCGGCCGUCGGGGGGCGCCCUGCAACAUCGCCGGCUUUCCUCACCGGAGGAGGGGCAGCCACCUGGGGGCGUCAGGGAGAACGCACCGAGACCCAGUGCUUCCUAGCCACAACAUGGGGACGCCUUCCUAGCCCAGAAGAAACACUCCCGGGACAGGACAGCUGGAACGGGGUCCCCAACAAGGCUGGACUGAGCAUGUGGGCCCUGGCCACGGCGCUAGUGGUUCACUGUUACAGCAAGAGCCCGUCCAACAAGGAUGCAGCCCUGAUGGAAGCUGCUCGCACCAACAAUGUCCAAGAAGUCAGCAGGCUCUUGUCAGAAGGUGCAGAUGUCAAUGCAAGGCACAGACUUGGGUGGACAGCACUCAUGGUGGCAGCCAUCAGCCGAAACGACAGUGUGGUGCAGGUCCUCCUUGCUGCUGGUGCUGACCCAAACCUCGGGGAUGAUUUCAGCAGUGUUUACAAGACUGCCAAGGAGCAGGGAAUCCAUUCUUUGGAAGUCCUGGUCACCCGAGAGGAUGACUUCAACAACCGGCUGAACAACCGCGCCAGCUUCAAGGGCUGCACAGCCCUGCACUACGCCGUCCUUGCGGAUGACUACCGCACAGUCAAGGAGCUGCUUGAUGGAGGAGCCAACCCCCUUCAGAGGAAUGAAAUGGGACACACACCUUUGGAUUAUGCCCGAGAAGGGGAGGUGAUGAAGCUUCUAAGAACUUCGGAGGCAAAGUACCAGGAGAAGCAGCGGAAGCGUGAGGCCGAGGAGCGGCGCCGCUUUCCCCUGGAGCAACGGCUGAAAGAGCACAUCAUUGGCCAGGAGAAUGCCAUCGCCACAGUGGGUGCUGCGAUCCGGAGGAAGGAGAAUGGCUGGUACGAUGAAGAACACCCUCUGGUCUUCCUCUUUUUGGGAUCAUCUGGAAUAGGAAAGACAGAGCUGGCCAAGCAAACAGCCAAAUAUAUGCACAAAGAUGCCAAAAAGGGCUUCAUCAGGCUGGACAUGUCUGAGUUCCAGGAGCGGCAUGAGGUGGCCAAGUUUAUCGGGUCCCCACCAGGCUACAUUGGCCACGAAGAAGGUGGCCAGCUGACCAAGAAGCUGAAACAGUGUCCCAAUGCUGUGGUGCUCUUCGAUGAAGUGGACAAGGCCCAUCCAGAUGUGCUUACUAUCAUGCUGCAGCUGUUUGAUGAGGGCCGGCUGACGGAUGGAAAAGGGAAGACCAUCGACUGCAAGGAUGCCAUCUUCAUCAUGACCUCCAAUGUGGCCAGUGAUGAGAUCGCACAGCAUGCCCUGCAGCUGCGGCAGGAGGCUUUGGAGAUGAGCCAUAACCGUCUUGCUGAAAACCUUGGGGAUGUCCAGAUUAAUGACAAGAUUACCAUCUCAAAGAACUUCAAGGAGAAUGUGAUUCGUCCCAUCCUGAAAGCUCACUUCCGGAGGGAUGAGUUUCUGGGACGAAUCAAUGAGAUUGUCUAUUUCCUCCCCUUCUGCCACUCGGAGCUCAUCCAACUUGUCAACAAGGAACUGAACUUCUGGGCCAAGAGAGCCAAGCAAAGGCACAAUAUCACGCUGCUCUGGGACCGCGAGGUGGCAGACGUGUUGGUCGACGGCUACAACGUGCACUAUGGCGCCCGCUCCAUCAAGCAUGAGGUAGAACGCCGUGUGGUGAACCAGCUGGCAGCCGCCUAUGAGCAGGAUCUGCUGCCAGGGGGCUGUACUCUGCGUAUCACUGUGGAGGACUCAGACAAGCAGCUGCUCAAGAGCCCUGAACUGCCCUCACCUCAGGCUGAGAAGCGUCCACCCAAGCUGCGGCUGGAGAUCAUCGACAAGGACAGCAAGACCCACAAACUGGACAUCCAGGCACCGCUACACCCUGAGAAGAUGUGCCACAGCCUCUAGCUUCUACCUACCUACCUAUACAUGCCCUCAACAUCCAAUAAAGGCCCCUCGGCUGUGGCAUGGCAA
Molecule: messenger RNA, 2173 nt
Organism: Lynx canadensis (Canada lynx)
Lineage: Eukaryota; Metazoa; Chordata; Mammalia; Carnivora; Felidae
Gene: CLPB
Product: caseinolytic mitochondrial matrix peptidase chaperone subunit B
Exons: 16
Coding region: 77-2107 (676 amino acids)
Biological process (GO): cellular response to heat
Cellular component (GO): cytoplasm; mitochondrion
Molecular function (GO): ATP hydrolysis activity; ATP binding; protein binding
Source: RefSeq, a predicted model, not a curated record